This is a messenger RNA of Nematolebias whitei (Rio pearlfish), 2679 nucleotides long. It is a transcript of the gene pms1, whose product is annotated as PMS1 homolog 1, mismatch repair system component. Bases 41 to 2647 code for a protein of 868 amino acids. The transcript has 13 exons. Lineage: Eukaryota; Metazoa; Chordata; Actinopteri; Cyprinodontiformes; Rivulidae. The record is from RefSeq and is a predicted model, not a curated record. Gene Ontology annotation, biological process: mismatch repair. Gene Ontology annotation, molecular function: mismatched DNA binding; ATP-dependent DNA damage sensor activity; ATP hydrolysis activity. Gene Ontology annotation, cellular component: MutLalpha complex.
AGCUUUAGGAGGACGCAGAGUGCUAUAUAAAGACAGAGUCAUGAAGCAGCUGCCAUCAGACACUGUGCGGCUGCUGUCCAGCUCCCAGGUCAUCACUUCCGUUGGGAAUGUUGUGAAAGAACUUCUGGAAAACUCCCUGGAUGCUGGAGCUUCAAGCAUCGACGUGAAGCUGGAGAACUUUGGCUUGGACCGGAUAGAGGUACGGGACAACGGUGAUGGAAUCAAAGCUGCAGACGCUCCUGUGAUGGCUGUCAGACAUUUCACCUCAAAGAUCUGCAGCCACGAAGAUCUGGAGCGUCUGGAAACGUAUGGCUUCAGGGGGGAAGCGCUCGGAUCCAUCUGCGCCAUUGCUGAGGUGGCUGUUACCACAAAGACAGAGGAGGAUGACGUCAGCACCCAGUACACACUGGACUUUACAGGAGGCAUCGUUUCACAGAAGCCGUCUCAUUUAGGGCAAGGUACAACGGUGAGCGUGAUGAAGCUUUUCAAGAACCUUCCUGUAAGACGGCAGUACUACUCCUCUACAAGGAGGUGCAAGGAGGAACUGAGGAAGGUGCAGGACCUGCUGAUGGCCUACGCCGUCAUAAAACCGGAGCUCAGACUAACGCUGGUUCAUAAUAAGGUGGUCGUUUGGCAGAAAGCUAAGAUGGCCGACGUCAGGAGCGCCCUCCUCGCCGUGCUGGGGUCCAGUUCUGUGGCUCACCUGCUCCCGUGUCACCAGUGCCAGGAGCAGCCAGAGAUUGACUUGGACGGCUUCUUUCCGAAGCCCGGAGCUGAUUUCUUCUGUACAAGCUCAUCCACUCCUGAGAAAACGCUCGUAUUUGUCAAUAACCGACCCGUCCAGCAGAAGGAAAUCGUUAAGCUGCUGCGUCAGCGUUACUCGGCUCAGUAUUCAGACGACACGUCCCGACAUCGAUAUCCCAUCGUCCUCCUCAAAGUCACCGUCCCUCCGUCUUCGGUGGACGUAAACCUGACUCCGGACAAAACGCAGGUCCUUCUUCACAACAAGGAGGCUGUUUUGACUGCAGUCGAGGCUCUGCUGGUGUCUCUUUAUGGCUUCCGGUCCGGUUCUGACCCUCCAGCUGAGGAGACGUCUCCAUCCAGUCCUGUCCAGGCUGCCGCCACAAACCGAACUGACAGCGGUCUCACGGAGACGUCUCACUCCGCAGGAAGUGCUGACGUUUCUCUGGAGGCCUCAAACUGCAGCUCGUCUUCUUCUGUAGCUGACGACUGGAUCGUCGCUCGGAGUCCAGCUGAGCUGCAGCCGGACCUUCCUCUUCACGACCACGAAGCGACCACAGAAACCGCUUCCGAACGGCUCCAAGGCGCUGACGUCUCAGCUGCAGAAACGAGGAUGAAACGGAUAUCAGCUGAAGACUGGAGUCGAGGCACAGCUCUGACCGACCCCACAUCAGGAGAACCCCUGCAGCCCGUCCAGAUCCACCAACCCUCAAAGCGGUCAGACGAGUCCAGAAGCCCGGGUAAGAAGACGCUCAACGCCAUCACGGAGAAACGAGCGGCUCUGAUGGCCUACGACAUGAUCAGCAACCGCACCACAAGGGCGCCGCUGUCACCCGCCGCCCUGUUCGAGAAGGAGACCCGAGCCGAGGUCCUGAAGGAGAACCCUGCCGUGGGCCUGCAGGACAUCAGCGUCGCCGUCCAGGAGCGGUGGAAAAACCUGAAGGAGGAGGACAGAAAGAAGUACGAAGAGAGAGCACAAAGAAGCCUGGAACGCUACGACCAAAGGGCCAAGCUGGCCUCAGCUACGGGCCCCAAAGAGCCAGCUGAGACCUCGAGGACCAGAGUCCAGGGACAGAAGCGUAAGGUCCCUCCGUCCAACCAGCAGCUGCUGGACGAGCUCUUCUCUGCCCAGCGCCAGAAGAAGACCAAGACUCCUCCGGCGAAGACUUCCCGGCCCCUCCCAUGCAGCGUGGCGGCCCUUCGCCUCCAGCUUCGGCGCCUCUCGUCCCAGCAGGGUGCCGCAGCGCCGCGGGGCCUCCGCCUUAUAAACCGGCUGGGCUCUCAGAGCGCCUGGCUCGUUUUAUGCGGACGGAGGCUCAUGAUGUUAAACCCAUUUCGAGUGGAAGAAGCCUUGCUGGCGAAGAGACUGCUAGAGAAUAACAUUCUGCCCGCAGUGAGUCUGCAGAACCCACUCCAGUUGACAGCUGGAAAUCUUGGAGGAUCUGCAUAUGUUGAGACGUUGUGCAACAUGGAGAAACAAAAACCUGAUCUGAACGGAGGCGUCGUCUUUUCGGACCCCCGGCUCGUUGCCAACGGAUUUAAAAUCAAACUGACUGCAGACAGACAUCUGGAAGUGACAGCGAUGGCAGACUGCGUGCCUUUUCUCUGCGUGGAGGACCUCAGGGAGAUCCUGACCGCAGUUCUUCACAGGAAGGCCUCCGGCGUUCGAGAGUGCCGUCCGCUCAAAGUCACAAACUACCUACAGGCCGAGGCGGUUCGACUGGCCCGACAGCUGCCUACUAAUUUACCUCGGAAGGACGUGGAGGAAAUCGUUCAACAAAUGGACCGGCAGCUCGGUGAGCCCAACCGGACCUGCAUCCACGGACGACCGUUUCUCCACCAUCUAACUGACAUCCCCUCUACAGACCAGGAAGCAAAGGCUCUGUUCAGGCCUUUGGAGUUGUGACAAAAACUCAAUCUCGCUUCAUUUUCUCUUUA